Molecule: messenger RNA, 1909 nt
Organism: Physcomitrium patens
Lineage: Eukaryota; Viridiplantae; Streptophyta; Bryopsida; Funariales; Funariaceae
Product: gibberellin 20 oxidase 1-D
Source: RefSeq, a predicted model, not a curated record
AUAGCCGUGCCACUUCUGGCUCAGGACAGACGCAUGACGUUGCAGGUUCACCGCUAUAUUAACCCCUGCACUAGAGCUUGCUUCCACGUCUUGUAUAUGUCUCAAUAUCCCUGCAUCAGCCCCUCGCAAUUGAUGUUCAUUCAUUCUUAACCACUGGUAUCAUCUCUAUAUAUGAUAUUACAUUGCCUUCAUUCCGAAGUGGGCAACCAAUUCUGUCUCGUAUAUCCAAAGUACCCCUGCAAUUAUCAAACUGGUGAAGCAGCUGGAACGUCUCGCACCGUAGUGGAGAAAAGUUUAGUAUUCAACACAAGCCACUAGUGCUACAAGGAGUACAAUAAUUUGAUCGCCAAACAUGGCUGCUUUUGUGAGUGACGGGAAUUCGACCAUCAAUGCUGGACUACUCGCAGCCAUCCUCAAGGAUUCCAAGCAGUUACCCGAAAUGUUCAUCGAAUCAGAUCAAAAUCACCGACCAAGUCUUGAAUCUGCCUCCCUGGAAGACCCAGACCUCGACAUUCCUGUCCUGGAUCUCUCCUUCUUAGCCGCAGGCAACAGUACGCAGAGGGCUGAGGUUGUAGCAGCAGCAGCCAAAGCCUGCCAGACCUGGGGUUUCUUUCAGAUUCAGAACCAUGGAAUCGAUCAGAAGCUAAUAGUUCAAUGUGAAGAGGAAGCUCACCGCAUGUUUCAGCUCCCCCUCGAUGUCAAGGAGCGCUGUCACCGCGCGCCUGGCGCUACUUUCGGAUACGGCGCCAACACAUGGAUCAACCAGAAAGUGAUGCAUUGGGCUGAGAGCUUCCAUAUGCAGCUCAACCCUACGUCCAACAUUCGCGAGAUGGCUUCCAAACUUUUCCCUGAAGGAUCCUCCAGUCAGCAAUUCAGCUCGGUCGUUGAGGAAUACAUGAUUGCUGUGGAGAACCUUGCGAGUCAGGUGUUGGAGAUUCUAACAGAGGGGCUGGGAUUGGAGCCCAGCUGCUUCAGCCAGUAUUUGCGACGUGAGAGGAUGACGUCCAUGCGUUUCAACUUCUACCCACCUUGCCCUGAGCCAUCUCUUGCAAUUGGGCUGCGGGCUCAUACAGAUCCUCAUCUUUUGACCAUCCUGCAUCAGGACUCCGUCCCUGGACUCCAAGUUCAAAUGGGAGACAAGUGGAUCACGGUGAAACCGCGCCCAGAUUGCUUUGUGGUAAAUAUCGGUGACCUUUUCCAGAUCCUGAGCAACACGCGAUACAAGAGUGUGCUGCACCGAGCUAUCGUGAACAGUGAGUCGCGGCGGUUAUCAUUGGCGUGCUUUCUUAACCCGCCUUUAAACUCCACUGUAGUGGCACCUCCCGAACUUAUUACUCCUGAAUGCCCCCAAGUCUACAGGCCCUUCACAUGGCUGGAGUAUCUCAAGAACGCUUACUUGUACCAUCCGACAGCUGGAAAUGAGCGACAUGAGCGGUUCUUUCUCAAAACUAUGGUUGACGUUCACACAGUGGCUCCGUCUUCCGUGCACUGAGAAAAUAGUGUGCAUUUCUAUGUUCCAUGAAAAGCUCAAAUGCAAGCAAACCAAUAUUAUUAAUUAAAUGAGAUCACAGUUCUAUUUUAGUAGAUUUAAGGUGCACACCCGAUGAUAUCAAGGUAGUCGAUGAUAAAGCUUAUGUAGGAGAAAUACAGCUCAUGUGACCGGAAGGAGGGUAAUUUAACUUAAACAAUGAUACAUAAACUAUAAGUAAGGACACCAUUUACAGAAAUAUGAGCCAGGCAGGUGAUAGAAGGUGAUCAAAAGUGCAGCAGGUAUGUGUACAAAGAGGUCCACAGGAGAUAUACUCGUGUCAUAGACCAUGUGCUGUCGAGUUUAUCUGAAAACUGGAAUGUACUGGUUAGCAUGGAAUUUACUAUUAAACUUGGUGUGUGCACGCAUCUGAUUAUCCUA